Molecule: messenger RNA, 510 nt
Organism: Sebastes umbrosus (honeycomb rockfish)
Lineage: Eukaryota; Metazoa; Chordata; Actinopteri; Perciformes; Sebastidae
Gene: ndufb3
Product: NADH:ubiquinone oxidoreductase subunit B3
Exons: 3
Coding region: 143-421 (92 amino acids)
Biological process (GO): electron transport chain; mitochondrial respiratory chain complex I assembly
Cellular component (GO): mitochondrion
Source: RefSeq, a predicted model, not a curated record
UUGUUUUGCACAAAACACCCUCUCCUUUAAAGCGACGCUUUGGUAUUUUGUCCCUAUUGCUGUGCCGUAGUUCUGCUGUAAAACAACGGUAGCUGUCGCAAACCUUCAGUCCAGCAACAGAGGUCACAACAAACCAGUCAGCAUGGGAGGUGACCACGGCCACAACAAGACGUCCAUGCCAGACUGGCGGCAGUGGAAGACAGAGGGAACACCAAUGGAGUUCACACAGCAGAGGCUGGCAGCCCGGGGCCUCAAGGACCCGUGGGCACGCAACGAGGCGUGGAGAUACAUGGGCGGCUUCGCUCGCAGUGUGCCUCUGUCUGAUGUGCUGCUGAGAGGAUUCAAGUGGGGCUUUGCCGCCUUUACUGUUGCUCUGGCUGUAGAGUACGCCCUGUUCCCACCCAAGAAGGGCGGCCACUAAUGCUCAUCAUUGUCCCUCAAGCCCAGACCAUAAUGGAGUCUAAUAAUAUUCUGUAUUUUCUGUUUAUUAAAUAUUUGUUUUGAUCACUG